This is a messenger RNA of Phragmites australis (common reed), 1962 nucleotides long. RefSeq lists its product as uncharacterized. Gene Ontology annotation, molecular function: nucleic acid binding; zinc ion binding. Bases 1 to 1962 code for a protein of 653 amino acids. The record is from RefSeq and is a predicted model, not a curated record. NCBI's taxonomy places the organism in Eukaryota, Viridiplantae, Streptophyta, Magnoliopsida, Poales, Poaceae. The transcript is spliced from 4 exons.
AUGGCGCAUUCUCCUCGAACAAAGGGCAUCAUACAGCACUUUGAGCAGCAAAUGAGGCUGCAGGUAGAAGGACUUGGCGAUGAUAUCCGAACAACAAAUGAGCGCCUGGGCCAGCUUGAGAGCUCCCAGCUUGCAACAGGUGCAACGCUGAAUGAGAUGAAGACCGCCCAGGCCACCACCAACACUAAUCUGGCCAACAUCAUGACACGCCUUCAGGACCUGUCACAACAGCUUGCUAAUGUUGUACAGGGCCAAGCUGCCCAUAGUGAGAUUGACGAACAGGGUGAUGCUGAUUACGCUGGUGAUACCGAGCAUGAAGAGCUUCCCAAUAACCACAAUGCUCGGGAUCAUCAUCGGUGGCGUGCAAAUCAGCAAGGUAUGCGUCAAAACCAGCACCGACGUGAGGUACGUAAUCAGGAUGAUUCUUUUGCUAAAGUUAAAUUCACUAUACCUGCGUUCAAUAGCAAAUAUGAUCCUGAUGCUUAUCUUAACUGGGAGCUCGCUAUUGAUCAAAAGUUUGCAUGCCAUGCUUUUCCUGCAAAUAACCAAGUUAGGGCUGCUACUAGUGAGUUUACAGAUUUUGCAUCUAUUUGGUGGAGAGAACAUUGUGGUACCAAUUCUGUUGAAGAGUACUAUCAGGAGCUGCAAAUUGGUAUGUUGCGUUGUGGCUUAGUUGAGAAUGAUGAUGCAGCUAUGGCACGGUUUUUGGGGGGGCUGAAUCGUGAAAUUCAGGAUGUUCUUGAUUACAAGGAGUACAAUAAUAUUACUCGUUUGUUCCAUCUUGCUUGCAAAGCUGAACGUGAAGUGCAGGGACGUCAAACGAGGACACGAGCUAACUAUUCUGCAGGUCGCACCAACUCUUGGAAACCAGCCACUACGGCUGCGUCGUCCUCCCCUUCGGCUGCACCAUCUCCAUCCAGCAACAAACAACAAACCGUGUCUUUAGCACCUCAUGUACAAACCAAAGCUGCACACAACAGUUCAACACCAAGUGCUUUGGUUGCUUCUACCGGAUGCACUAAGGAGAUACAGUGCCACCGCUGCAAGGGCUAUGGACACGUCAUCCGUGACUGUCCAAACAAGCGCGUGCUGGUCAUACGUGAGGAUGGUGAGUAUUCUUCAGCUAGUGAUUUGGAUGAUGCAACAUAUGCCAUGCUUGCCACUGACGUUGCAGGACACAAAGAUACAUUUGCUCAUGAAGAACAUGUUGCUGCUGAUGAUGCCGACAAGUAUUUCAGCCUGGAAUACUCCGACGUUUUUCCGAAGGAUUUACCUGCAGGUCUCCCACCUCUCCGUGGCAUUGAACAUCAGAUUGACCUUAUUCCGGGAGCUUCAUUGCCCAACCGUGCGCCAUAUCGCACCAAUCCCGACGAGACGAAAGAAAUUCAGCGCCAGGUACAAGAAUUACUUGAUAAGGGGUACAUCCAUGAAUCUCUUAGCCCAUGUGCUGUUCCUGUCCUGUUAGUGCCCAAGAAAGAUGGCUCAUGGCGCAAAUUUGUGGUUGUCUAUUUUGAUGAUAUACUGAUUUACAACAACUCUUUGGAGGAACAUAUUGAUCAUUUACGUGCUGUUUUCGAUGCUUUGCGAAGUGCAUGUCUUUUUGAGAACUUGGAUAAGUGCAGCUUUUGCACAGCCCAUGUAUCUUUUCUUGGCUAUGUUGUUACAGCACAAGGUAUAGAAGUGGACAGCUCCAAGAUCGAAGCAAUCCAGAGCUGGCCAACUCCUUCCACGGUGACGCAGAUUCGGAGUUUCCUCGGGCUUGCUGGAUUCUAUCGCAGAUUCGUUCGUUAUUUCAGUACCAUCGCCGCCCCGCUGAACGAACUCACGAAGAAAGGUGUUCCAUUCUCUUGGGGUCCAGCACAAGACGAGGCCUUCCUGACUUUGAAAGAUAAGUUAACCCAUGCACCUUUGCUUCAGCUUCCUGAUUUCACUAAGAUGUUUGAGCUAGAAUGUGAUGCUUAG